This is a messenger RNA of Betta splendens (Siamese fighting fish), 4437 nucleotides long. It is a transcript of the gene cacna2d3a, whose product is annotated as calcium channel, voltage-dependent, alpha 2/delta subunit 3a. The record is from RefSeq and is a predicted model, not a curated record. Gene Ontology annotation, molecular function: voltage-gated calcium channel activity. The transcript is spliced from 37 exons. Gene Ontology annotation, cellular component: voltage-gated calcium channel complex. NCBI's taxonomy places the organism in Eukaryota, Metazoa, Chordata, Actinopteri, Anabantiformes, Osphronemidae. Bases 324 to 3602 code for a protein of 1092 amino acids.
CACCGGAGCCGUGUGCGCCGCCGCGCCGCCCCACGCCGCCCCACGCCGCCCCACGCCGCGCCGGUCAGCGGGGCCACGCCGCCACUUUGGAUAACUUCCACAGCCCGAGGAUCCUGCCGUUCGCCGAGGCGCAUUGAUCGUCCGCGUCCGACAUUGUCAUGACUGAUUUAGCCUGUGAGCACAGGUGACUCUUGAUCAUUUCGCUCUCUUUUUAUUAAACCCAUUGUUGAAUUCUCUGGCGGAGGAAGAUUAACCCACAGUGUGGAUCGGCGUGAUCGCCAAACUCGCACUGUGCGCGUGGGGACGGGUGCUUUUUGCCCAAGAUGCGGGUGGACCGGGACCGCGGGGCUUCCAGCGCGCGCUGUGCCUGUCUGCUCGUACUUUUCUCAACUCUGAGCACCAGGUUCACGGAGGUGGGAGGCACCCACCAAAGCAUCCCUCCGUCCGUGGUGAAGCUGUGGGCUUCGGCGUUUGGUGGCGAGAUGAAGUCCAUCUCAGCAAAAUAUUCUGGCUCCCAGCUGCUGCAGAAGAAAUACAAGGAGUUUGAGCGAGCGGUGCGCGUGGAGGAGAUCGACGGACUGCGUCUGGUAACGAGGCUGGCGGAAGACAUGGAGGAAAUGUUUCACAAGAAGGCUCAGGCAAUGAAGAGGCUGGUGGAGGCUGCAGAGGAGGCUCACCUGCAGCACGAGGAGGAUCCAGACCUACAGUAUGAAUACUUCAACGCGGUGCUUAUAAAUGAGGUGGAUGAGGAGGGGAACAGUGUGGAGCUGGGAGGAGAGUUCAUCCUGCAGCCCAACGACCACUUCAACAACCUGUCGGUGAACCUCAGCCUCAGCGUGGUCCAGGUCCCGACCAACAUGUACAACAAAGACUCUGCGAUUGUCAAUGGAGUUUACUGGUCUGAGGCCUUGAAUAAAGUGUUUGUGGAUAACUUUGAGAAGGACCCAUCACUCAUAUGGCAGUACUUCGGCAGCGCUAAAGGCUUUUUCCGGCAGUACCCAGGGAUUAAGUGGAAGCCGGACGAGCACGGCGUCAUAGCGUUUGACUGUCGUAACCGGAAGUGGUACAUCCAGGCGGCGACGUCCCCCAAGGACGUGGUCAUCCUGGUGGACGUGAGCGGCAGCAUGAAGGGCCUGCGGCUGACCAUCGCCCGGCAGACGGUGUCCUCCAUCCUGGACACGCUCGGGGACGACGACUUCUUCAACAUCAUCGCCUACAAUGAAGAGCUGCAUUACGUGGAGCCAUGUCUGAACGGAACCCUGGUCCAAGCAGACAUCACCAACAAAGAUCAUUUCAGGGAGCACCUCGACAAGCUGUUUGCUCAAGGCAUCGGGAUGUUGGACAUAGCUCUGACGGAGGCCUUCAAUCUUCUCAGUGACUUCAACGAGACUGGGAGGGGAAGUGAGUGCAGCCAGGCCAUUAUGCUGGUGACAGAUGGAGCGGUGGACACAUAUGAUGCCAUCUUUGCCAAGUAUAACUGGCCAGAGAGGAAGGUCCGUAUAUUCCCGUACCUGAUCGGCCGAGAGUCCGCCUUCGCAGAUAAUCUGAAAUGGAUGGCAUGUGCCAACAAAGGCUACUUUACUCAGAUUUCCACACUGGCAGAUGUACAGGAAAACGUGAUGGAGUAUCUCCACGUGCUCAGUCGCCCCAAGGUGAUCGAUCGGGAGCACGACACGGUGUGGACUGAGGCCUACAUCGAUAGCACCCUCCCCCAAGCACAAAAGCUGGACGACGGCCAAGGCCCGGUUCUGAUGACCACAGUGGCCAUGCCAGUGUUCAGCACCAAAAAUGAGACGAGGAAGAGUGGCAUCCUGUUGGGGGUGGUCGGGACGGACGUGCCCGUCUCUGAGCUGCUCAAGACAAUCCCCAAGUUUAAGCUGGGCAUUCACGGCUACGCUUUCGCAAUCACCAACAACGGCUACAUCCUCACCCACCCGGAUCUACGGCCUCUUUACGGGGACGGCAAGAAGCGGCGGAAGCCAAACUACAGCAGCGUGGACCUGUCCGAGGUGGAGUGGGAGGAUAAAGACGACACGCUGCGGAACGCCAUGGUCAACAGGAAGACGGGGACCUUCUCCAUGGAGGUGAAGAAAAGUGUUGACAAAGGGAAACGUGUACUGGUCCUGCAUAACGAUUACUACUACACAGACAUCAAGGGGACUCCGUUCAGUCUGGGUGUAGCCCUUUCCAGAGGCCAUGGAAAGUUUUUCUUCAAAGGGAACGUCACCGUGGAGGAAGGACUUCAUGAUUUGGAGCAUCCAGAUGUAGCGCUGGCAGAUGAAUGGACGUACUGCAACACGGACGAGCACCCGGAGCACAGAUACCUGUCGCAGAUAGAGGCCAUCAAACUGUACCUGAGUGGACACGAGCCCACCCUGCAAUGCGACAAGGAGCUGAUUCAGGAGGUUCUCUUUGACGCCGUGGUGACGGCGCCUAUCGAGGCCUAUUGGACCAGCCUCGUGCUCAACAAGUCAGAGAACUCCGAUAAAGGAGUGGAGAUCGCCUACUUGGGCACCAGAACCGGCCUGUCCAGAAUCAACCUGUUUGUGGUGCCCGAUGAGCUCACGAACCAAGACUUCCUGACGGCCGAGGACAAGGAGGGGGUGUUCAACGCCGACCACUUCCCGCUGUGGUACAAGAGAGCGGCCGAGCAGGUCCCCGGCACCUUCGUCUACUCGCUGCCGUUCAACACGGGAUCAGAGAACAAGAGCGUGGUGUUGGCCAGCACUGCCAUUCAGCUCCUGGAUGAGAGGAAAUCACCCAUAGCCGCGGCUGUGGGCAUUCAGAUGAAACUGGAGUUCUUUCACAGGAAGUUCUGGACAGCCAGCCGGCAGUGUGCAGCUCUCGACGGUAAAUGCUCCAUAAGCUGUGACGAUGAGAACAUCAGCUGCUACCUCAUUGACAACAACGGCUUCAUCCUGGUGGCAGAGGACUACACCCUGACAGGAAAGUUCUUUGGAGAACCGGAGGGAGCUGUAAUGAGUAAGCUCCUGCAGAUGGGCUCUUUCAGGAGGGUCACGCUGUACGACUACCAGGCCCUGUGCUGGGUCUUCUCCGAGAGCAGUGACAGUGGACACACACUGCUGGAUCCGUAUCUCGCCUUCUUCUCGGCGGUGAGGUGGAUGCUGACCGAGCUUGUCAUAUUCCUGGUGGAGUUCAACCUGUACAGCUGGUGGCACUCAGACCUCACUGCUAAAGCUCAGAGAGUCGGUCGGACCAUGCAGGUGCCGUGCGACACGGAGUAUCCGGCCUUCGUGUCCGAGAGAACCAUCAAAGAGAACACGGGCAACGUGGACUGCGAUGGCUGCAUCAAGUCCUUUGUGAUCCAGCAGAUCCCCAGCAGUAAUCUCUUCAUGGUGGUGGUGGACAACAAGUGUGACUGCAGCAUGUUCGAGCCAAUCACGAUGGACCCUAUCGAAAUAAUGUAUAAUGAAUCUCUUAAGUGCGAGAGACUGAAGAUGCAAAAAGACCGGAGGCGCCCCGAUACCUGUCACCCGUUCCACCCAGAGGAGAACUCCAUGGAGUGCGGCGGAGCUGCCAGUCACUCCCCGUGUCUGGCCGCCACCCUGCUCUGCGUCCUCCUGGCUUUGUUCCCCAGGUGACCGGAGCCGGCCUCGCUUCUCCAUCAGAGCUCGGCUCGGCUCGGCUCGGCUCGGCUCGGCUCGGAUCGGCUCGGCUCGGCUCGGCACGCAACGUUAUCGCAACACGGCCACAGACGCAAAACACAUCAUUCCCAAUUUUAACUCACCACCAAAAAGCAAAAAGUCCCCGUAGCCUCGAGGAAGCUUCCAAGGCUCUUAUUCGAAACAAGUUGAUAAUGGAAAGCAAGUGGAGCUGCUGAGCAGUUUAUUAUUAAGGUGCUUUAUCAAUAUCACAUGAGCGGCACUGAGAGCUCUCUGGAGCGCUUCAGUGUCGUGGACGUAGUAAUAAGGCUAACAAUGCACUUAGUAGCUUCGAAACUGCACAGGCUGUCCAAUGAUUCACAGACACACUCGCCACCAUGUUGAGUCCUCAAGGAAGCGACAGGAAGCGCCGCGGUCCUUUACUGGGCUCAGAGCUCUGCAUUACAGCCACGUAGAACCCGUGUGGAGGAAAACAAGCGCACCUCCUACUGGUCCACACUAACUUUAUAUGGACCAUCGUGAUUUUGAAAAUAAAAACUAUAUGAAAGGUUGAGGACGCCUAUAUGUGGUUGGGUUAUAAUGAAAUGUUUAUCAAAUGUUUUUUUUCCAUGGUUAAAAAAAAUGAGUUCUAAUAUACUGUGUAUAUAUAAAUUAAGAAAAAAAAGAGUUCUAUUUAUAAUUUGCAAGUGGUACCCAUAAACUGUGAGAUUUUGAGUCCUCUGACGUGAGUGGUUGUUAAUAUUUGAGCUUUGCCUUAUUGAAUAAUAUUGGUCCUGUUUGUGUACUUUUGAAAUAAAACUAUGUUUAAAAUUGA